Molecule: messenger RNA, 591 nt
Organism: Blastocystis hominis
Lineage: Eukaryota; Bigyra; Opalinata; Blastocystidae
Exons: 5
Coding region: 1-591 (196 amino acids)
Biological process (GO): mitotic spindle assembly checkpoint signaling
Cellular component (GO): cytoplasm; kinetochore; nucleoplasm
Source: RefSeq, a predicted model, not a curated record
AUGGUAUUUUUGAAAUAUUUGACGAUUAUUUAUAGCAGUCAACUCAAUCAUCGAUAUUUUGAAUACAGCAUCAACACCAUUUUAUAUCAAAGAGGACUUUAUCCUCCCGAUUACUUUAGUCGAGUGCAAAAGUAUGGUUUGCCUAUGGUAAUUGCUAAACAAGAAGACCUCUAUAGAUAUAUUUCGAAUAUGGUUAGUCAAGUCAAGGCUUGGAUUGAAUCGAAUGACCUUCACACACUGGUUCUUGUGAUUUACGGCAUCGACAGUCAGCGAGUGCUGGAACGCUGGACUUUUGGGGUUGAGACAGAUCCCGAAGUUGCGCAGUCUCGUGGAUCCGUUACUCGCGAGAAAGACCUCAAUCAAAUCCAGAAAGAGAUUCAAGCAAUUAUCCGUCAGAUAACUGCUUCGAUAACGUUCCUUCCUCUUCACGAAGAACAAUGCUCGUUUGAAAUUCUUGUAUACACGAAUCGGAAUGCCGAAGUUCCGCUCAAGUGGGAAGAUAGUGACCCCCACUUCAUUCCGAACGCAGAAACAGUGAAAUUGAGAUCGUUUUCUACGAAUGUGAGUGAGGAUUUGCCUUGUGAAGUCUAG